This is a messenger RNA of Adineta steineri, 1218 nucleotides long. Lineage: Eukaryota; Metazoa; Rotifera; Eurotatoria; Adinetida; Adinetidae. The record is from the annotation of a GenBank genome assembly.
AUGAAGAUUUUUGGAUCUACACAACGUUUAUUAUUGAAAAAUGUAUUAGAAUCAUGUCGAUUUAAUUUGAUAUCUCGACGAACUGUAGUAAAAUUACAAUGUACAACAGAUAUUCGUCCACUUGAUAAAUUAAUUACUAAUAAAUAUUUAUCUUUACCACAACCAUCAGAUAAAUUAUUAGCAACAUACAUUUGGAUUGAUGGAACAGGUGAACAAUUACGAGCAAAAACACAAACAAUUUCAGAAGAACCACGUAAGAUAGAAGAUCUUUCAUGGUGGACAUUCGAUGGAAGUUCAACAGAACAAGCUAAAGGUGCAAAUUCUGAUAUUUAUUUAAAACCAGUUGCAAUAUUCAAAGAUCCAUUUAUGUUGGGUGCAGAAAAUAAACUUGUCUUAUGUGAAACAUAUGAUUCAGACAAGAAACCUACAAAAACUAAUUUAAGAGCUGAAUGUGAAAAGUCAAUGAAAAGUGCAGCUGAUCAGAAACCUGCAUUUGGAUUUGAACAGGAAUAUACUCUACUCGAUCGAGAUGGAUGGCCAUUUGGCUGGCCUAAAAAUGCUUUUCCUGCAGCACAAGGUCCAUAUUACUGUGGUGUUGGUGCAUGCCAGUCAUAUGGCCGUGAUUUAGUCGAAGCACAUUAUCGUGCUUGUCUUUAUGCAGGUCUCGAUAUUUUUGGAUCAAAUGCUGAAGUCAUGCCAAGUCAGUGGGAAUAUCAAAUUGGUCCAACACGAGGAGUUGCUGCUAGUGAUCAAUUAUGGAUUAGUCGUUUUAUUCUUCAUAGAAUUGCAGAAGAAUAUGGAAUUCAAAUUAGUUUUGAUCCAAAACCAAUAGAAACUGGUGAUUGGAAUGGAGCUGGUUGUCAUGCUAAUUUUUCAACUGAAGCAAUGGGAAAACCAGGUGGACUUGAAUUAAUAAAAGAAGCUGUCGAAAAAUUAUCUCACCGACAUGAAGUUCAUAUGAAACAUUAUGAUCCAUGUGGAGGUUCGGAUAAUAAACGUCGUCUGACUGGUAAACAUGAAACAGCAUCGUAUGAAGAAUUUUCAUCCGAUAUAGCUUCACGAGCUGUUAGUGUCCGAAUUCCACGUCAAGUUGCAGAAAAACAAUAUGGAUAUCUUGAAGAUCGACGACCAUCGGCUAACUGUGAUCCAUAUGCUGUAUCAAAUAUUCUAGUCAAAACUAUUUGUCUCAAUGAAACUACGGAAGAACAUUCGAAUUAA